CAUACGACACAAGUCGUCGUCGCCCCAUUGCCAUUAUCCAACGAAAAAGUUCUGAAAACCCUAGCUCCCUUCAGUUCCCGCUGCACAGUCUCAGCAGUCGCCAGCUUGCUGAAGAGAAUAGAUUCUACACCAAGAACUUCAAUGGGGAUUUGAUCUGGUAACAGGAAGCAAAAGCAAGAACGCCGAGAGACCACACGUCCGCACCAAGUCCGGCCUCAAGCUUCUCGUCAAGAUGAAAAACAAAAAGUUGAAGACUGCUGCAACUUCCAAUUCUAGCAUUGAUCUGAAGUCCAUAAUUCAUCAGCAUGCUCUGUUUUUUGACAAGUUAGUGGAGCUAAUCCCUGCAAGGUUCUAUUUACCCAAUGAUGAAAAGGAGAAACCUUGGUUUCAGGGCCUUAGCAAGACUGAGAAGGUUUUGGCUAAGAAGGAAUCGAAAGAAAACCUUAAGAAAGCCCGAAGAGAUCGCAUGGAUCCGGAAAAGUCUUCCAAAUCAACCCUUGAUUUGCUCAAGCAAAGCUUGGAAAAGAGCAAGUUAAAUGAUGAAAGUGAUGAUGAUAACGAAAUGGAUGUCAAGCCAAUGACAUCUGGGAUGGAUGGUGAUGAUCCGUCAGUGACAUAUGAAGAACUUCGACAACGUCUCCAUCGAAAGAUUGAAGAGUUCCGAUCAAAUAGAAAUACAGGAUGCUCAAAUAGGGAAAAGAAGAGGAGUGAAAGAAAUGAAAGGAGGGAGCUUGUUCAAAAGAAACGCAAGAAAGAGAAUGGGCCUGAGGAAAAGAAAUCAGCAAAUUACCACUCAACAGAUGAAGUGGAGAAGAAUGUAGUUGAAGCCUCUAAAGAACUUGCCUUCAGUCAUGUCAAACUCGGGACUGAAGAAGAGCAUGGGAAGAAAAAGAAGAGAAAGCUCUCCAAGUUGGAGGAGCUGGAACGUGCUAAAAAGUUGGAUGAAGCAAAGAAAGAUCCUGAGAAGGGCGAAACAAUCUCGAAGAAGCAUUCUUGGAAAGCGGCAACAAGUAGAGCUGCUGGGAUUAAGGUUCAUGAUGAUCCAAAACUCCUGAUGAAGAGCUUGAAGAAGGAAAAGAAACAGCAGCUGAAGAAUGUUGAGAAAUGGAAAGAGAGGAUUGAAACCACCCAGAAGAUGAAAGCAGAAAGACAACAAAAGAGGUCAGAAAACAUAUCACAGAAAAUUCAUGAUAAGAAGAUGAAACGAAUUGCAAAGAGGGAGAAGAAACUUAUGCGCCCUGGGUUCGAAGGUCGCAAGGAAGGUUUCAUUAACGAAGGCAGGUUUCAUUAACGAAGGCGCAACAUAAAGUGAAGCUGGUUUUACCUUUUCAUUGCAAUUGCAUCCCCGGUUUGCUCUCAUAGCUUUGAGGAAAUGCUACUAAACAUGUGUUUCUUUAUCAGUAAAAACAAUAGAGAAUGAAAAGCAAGAAAUAGAAUAGCUAUCAAAUAUCUGGUGUUUUUCACUCCAAAAAGAACGAAGACUGAGAAGCCAAAAAGGAUGAAACAGAGGUAUUACCAAGUAUUUGUGCCGUCUCUCUCUAAAAUAUAGAUUUCCGUCGAUCAAACUACAAAUAUGAAGACAUUUGUCUUCGGAUCUUCAAUGCUUUAACCUUGUCCAUAAAGACUUCUUAGAAAAACUUUCAGAAGAUUAUUUUUCAA
This is a messenger RNA of Momordica charantia (bitter melon), 1659 nucleotides long. RefSeq lists its product as uncharacterized. Gene Ontology annotation, biological process: ribosomal large subunit biogenesis; ribosomal small subunit biogenesis. Gene Ontology annotation, cellular component: nucleolus. Lineage: Eukaryota; Viridiplantae; Streptophyta; Magnoliopsida; Cucurbitales; Cucurbitaceae. The record is from RefSeq and is a predicted model, not a curated record. Gene Ontology annotation, molecular function: RNA binding; DNA binding.